GGUGUUGGUCGGGCCGAGAGUAGGUUGAAGCCCGUGAGCCCAAAACCUAGAAACCCCGGUUCUAAUUGAAACCCUCGAUUUGCUUUGUUCCAAUUUCGAUUGGGGGUGGUGUUUUCAGGAGGAAGAGGAGGAGCUGCGAAAAUUCUUUUCCGAGAAAUGGAGACUGAUAGAGUUGGACAGGAAACUGAGACCGAAGAGCAGAGUCUAGAUAAUGCUACCGAUGAUAAGAAUCCUAAAGAGACAGUAGGAGAGGACGAUCCUGAAAGUGAACAUAAGGAUUCUCCUCCUCCCAUGGUCACUGAAGAAGGUACCAACGAUGAUGAUCCACCAAAGAUUGAUGAUGAGAAGAAUUCUCAAUUAGAAACAACCACGCAUCUAACUCCUUCUCCUGAAGCAGAUACUUGUACCCUUGAGAAGGCCGAUGAUGAUCUAUCAAAGCCUACUGUGGAAGACUCUUUAGAGCAGAGCAUUGCGUCCAACAAAGUAAGUUCGGAUGUCUUGAGAAAUGACAGAGAUUCUGCUAUGGUUGACGAAGAUACUGCAGUUGUCCAUGAAGAAACGACCACAGUACCACUCUCGGAGGACAAAGGAUCGCCACGUCAUCAUGCUAAUGCUGUGACGGAGGAGGAAAAACCUGCAGAAGAAGAUGAUAUGACAUCCUCAGGAGAACAAAACGAGAUUACAGUCACUCCUGAUACCAAACUCUCGGAAGACAAAGGAUCACCGCUUCAUACUGCUGAUACUUUAAUGGAGCAGCAGGAUAGAACUGAAGAAGAACAUGACAUGACAUCCUCAGGAGACCACACCGAGAUUGCACUUUCACCUGAUCCCAAACUCUCCGAGGACAAAGGUUCACCGCUUCAUCAUGCUCAGGACAAAACUGUUGAAGAACAUGACAUGACAUCCUCAGGAGAACAUAAAGAGUUUCCAGUGAUUCCUGAUACCAAACUCUCAGAGGAGGACAAAGGAUCACCGCUCCAUCUUGCUAACACUGUAACGGAGCAGGACAAAACUGCAGAAGAACAUGACAUCAUAUCCUCAGGAGAACAGAAAGAGUUUCUAGUCAAUCCUGACACCAAAGUUCUUGAGGAGAACAAUGACAAGAUAGACGAGGGGGAGGCUAACAAUAUGAACUUGGCUGACGAUGGAAGUAAGCCGGUAGAUCAUGAUCAAGGGCUAGAGGUGCCUGGUUCUGAGACCGUAUCAAACCUGGAGGAUAAUAAGCCAUCCGAGCCUCUAAUAGAACCCCCAGCGAAUUUGGAAAAGGAGCCAGUCAUGCCUGCCACAGAAAAUGACAAACUCUCUGAUAUUUUGGCUCCUGGAGUUUCAGGAGACAGUGACAAAGGGUUGUCUCUCUUGCCCGCUACCCAGACUUCAUCAGACCAUAACGAAGGAGUCGCUACACUUGAGGCUGAACCUAUAGAAGACAUGGAACUUGAUGUACCUGAUUCUAAAUUGGUCACUGAUGCUGGUAUUGACUCUACUAAUAACAACGAUGUGAAUGUUGACGCUCCUAAUGCUGAAAAGAAAGAUUAUUCUAUAGUAUUAGUACCUGAGAGAAGUGAUGCUGAUGAGAAUGCAUCAGUGAGACUUGACCCUGGUCCUCCUUGUGUUGUCUCUUCUGAUACAAAGGGGUUGUUAAGUGGAGGCUUGAAUAAUGGGGUCCAUAAAAUAGGCCAGCCACCAUCUGGUUUAGAUGGGGCCAUGAGCGCAAAUCAGGCAGCACCUGGUUGUGAUGGGACCAUGAGCGCAAAGCGCUCCUUCCUCUUGGAUGACGCGUCGGAUGGCAAUGAAUCUGGAACGGAGGAGGAUCAAUCUGCUUUUAUGAAAGAAUUAUACCAGUUUUUUAGAGAGAGAAGCAUGGACUUUAAACCUCCAAAGUUUUAUGGGGAGGGACUAAACUGCCUUAAGUUGUUUAGAGCUGUAAUUAGAUUGGGCGGUUAUGACAAGGUUACUGGAUGCAAACUAUGGAGGCAAGUAGGAGAGUCUUUCAGGCCCCCAAAGACAUGUACAACAGUGUCAUGGACUUUCAGAGGUUUUUACGAAAAGGCUCUUCUUGAAUAUGAGCGGCAUAAAGUCAUGAUGGGUGAACUACAGAUACCCCUUGCUAUUGAACCAGAACCGAUGAAUAUUGAUAAUCAGGCUUCUGGAUCUGGUAGAGCGAAAAGAGAUUCAGCAGCCCGUGCUAUGCAAGGUUGGAAUUCACAACGUCUUAAUGGAAACGGUGAAGUUAAUGACCCUGCAGUUAAGGAUAAGAAUUUAGUUCUUCAUCAAAAGCGAGAAAAACAGAUGGGAAACACCCCUGGUGUGCUGAAACGCAAGAGGCCUUCGUCUACUGAGCAUGCCAUCCAAGUGUCUAGACCUAUGUUGGAUGUGACAGUUGUUGAUGUUGGACCACCAGCUGACUGGGUGAAGAUUAACGUACAGAGGACGGUAUGUUACUAUCUUGAAAAUCUGAGCAAUCCACCUACCUUGUUUUAUGUAUUAAUUAAUAGUCUCUUCAAAUGUCCACAGGAAGAUUGCUUUGAGGUUUAUGCAUUAGUCCCAGGACUAGUCCGUGAAGAGGUCCGAGUCCAAUCAGAUCCGGCAGGACGGUUGGUAAUAAGUGGCGAACCAGAGAACCCUAUGAAUCCAUGGGGAGCUACUCCUUUCAAAAAGGUGGUUAGUUUGCCGACAAGGAUUGAUCCGCAUCAUACAUCGGCUGUGGUAACCUUAAACGGGCAGUUAUUCGUCCGUGUGCCACUUGAGCAAUCUGAUUAGACACGGUUUACAGUUUUAACAAAGCCUUGGAAGAUUUGAGACGCAGAGAUAAGAAUGGUAGAGAGUCUUUUGUUUGUAUAUUUAUGAUUGAGAACAUGACACAACUUGAGAGAGCCCACUUUAGGAUGCUUUAAUUAGGCCAUCUAGUAGUUCAUGGUCUCUCUUCUCUUUAAUUAGAUCCUUAAAAAUCACCAUAGAUUUGUAGCACACUUUAUUUAAACCUUUUCUACUUUCUUUUCCACA
Brassica napus (rape) is the source of this 3003-nucleotide messenger RNA. RefSeq names its product AT-rich interactive domain-containing protein 3-like. The transcript is spliced from 12 exons. The coding region runs from base 157 to 2760 and encodes 867 amino acids. The record is from RefSeq and is a predicted model, not a curated record. Gene Ontology annotation, molecular function: DNA binding. Gene Ontology annotation, biological process: regulation of transcription by RNA polymerase II. Gene Ontology annotation, cellular component: nucleus. Lineage: Eukaryota; Viridiplantae; Streptophyta; Magnoliopsida; Brassicales; Brassicaceae.